UACUCAAAAGAGUUGAAUUAUUACCUUUUAUAUGUUUUUGUUUUUUGAAUAUUAAAUUUUUUUUGAUACCCUACCCUUUCAAAAAUUAAUUUGUAAAAAAUUAAAAAUAAAGAAUGAUGAGCGCGAAAGAUGUGCUCCGUUAAUUUUUUCAACUCCGUUAGGAAUUUUUUUCGCGGUGGAACCGGAAUAAAGUUGUGUUUUAGGGUUCAUGUGACCCAAAACCCCCAUUCAUAUUCGGAUUCUGGAACCGCCAUUGCAGGCCUGAGCAGUAGCAGUAGUAGUUCACAAAUUCUGGUUUUAUUUCGCAGUUUCCGCUCAAGCUCGUCGUGCUUCUUCUUAUUCUAGAUCCCCAAAUUCCGAUCGAGAUUUAGAGAUAUAAAACAGACUUGCUGCAACAAUGGCCAAGCACCACCCUGAUCUGAUCAUGUGCCGGAAGCAGCCAGGGAUAGCCAUUGGACGACUAUGUGAGAAAUGCGAUGGGAAGUGUGUUAUAUGUGAUUCAUACGUGCGGCCUUGCACACUCGUGCGAGUCUGUGAUGAAUGCAACUACGGUUCUUUCCAGGGUCGAUGCGUAAUCUGUGGAGGGGUUGGAAUCUCUGAUGCAUACUACUGUAAAGAGUGUACACAGCAGGAGAAGGACCGCGACGGGUGUCCCAAAAUUGUCAAUCUUGGAAGUGCCAAAACCGAUCUAUUCUACGAGCGUAAAAAAUAUGGGUUCAAGAAAAGAUGAUUGCUUGUUGUUCCUCACUUCCUCUCAAUGGAAUGGUGUCUAUCAUGUUACGAUUGAAAUCAUGUCUAGUUGUUUGUGCUCUUUGUGUGGUCACACCGUGGAGUGUGUACUUUCAUGAUAAAGAUAUUCAAUGAUGUGAUUAAUCAACUUUAUCUUUAACUAAGGUUGUAAACCAAGCAAAUAAAUUUCUAUCGUAUAU
Messenger RNA from Cuscuta campestris, 929 nucleotides. Lineage: Eukaryota; Viridiplantae; Streptophyta; Magnoliopsida; Solanales; Convolvulaceae. The record is from the annotation of a GenBank genome assembly.